Molecule: messenger RNA, 912 nt
Organism: Hibiscus syriacus
Lineage: Eukaryota; Viridiplantae; Streptophyta; Magnoliopsida; Malvales; Malvaceae
Product: psbQ-like protein 3, chloroplastic
Exons: 2
Coding region: 243-818 (191 amino acids)
Biological process (GO): photosynthetic electron transport chain; photosynthesis
Cellular component (GO): photosystem II oxygen evolving complex; photosystem II; chloroplast
Molecular function (GO): calcium ion binding
Source: RefSeq, a predicted model, not a curated record
ACCUCAAACUCAACUCCAACCCCACCUUCUUCCUAUUGCAAUUUCUUCUCCCCGCUCUUGCCUUACGAAUCAAAAGUAUAGUUUUAUAUCCCCAGCAGCUGCUGCUUCUUUUUAAACUCCCAUUUCUCAUUUUUGCCCAAUAUUUUAUGUCGAAAAUGUCUUAGGCCUAACCUGUUAUUGCUCUCCAAAUCUGGCAGAAAUAAUACACCAAGUAUCUAAAAUUCAAGGUAUAGUUUGAAGGAAUGAUGGGAUUAAGACCAAUUCUAGUUUCAAAGUAUAACCCACCAUACUGCUCACAAACCUUAAUCACCAGCUACAGAAAACCCACUGGGCUGAAACACUGCAAGGAAAUGCCUGCAAAAAAGCUUAUCCACUCAAACAUGAACAGAAGGGUGGGAGUCAUACUCAUAGCAACAAUGGCUUCUUCUUUACUAUUGAAGAGGGAAGAGAAUAGUGCGUGUGGACUUGAACUUGACCUAAGAAUGGUGGCACCAGACCAGACUGUUGAAGAAGCAGAAAAUGGGAUUCAAAAUCAUGCAAAAGCUUUACUGAAAGUCAAAGAUUUAAUUGAAUCCAAGGCAUGGCGUGAAGCUCAGAAGGAGUUAAGGAGGAGUUCUUCAUUGUUGAAGCAGGAUAUUUAUACUAUCAUUCAAGGGAAACCUGGAAAUCAAAGGCCUCAACUUAGGAAGCUUUAUUCUAAUCUUUUCAACAGUGUUACCAAAUUGGAUUAUGCAGCAAGGGAUGAAGAUGAAUCCCAGGUUUUGCAGUGCUAUGAUAAGAUUGUUUUUGCUCUCAACGAUAUUUUGUCAAAACUAUGACUGGACUUUUGUAGUUUUUCUUUUUACUUGUUCUUUGUGCUAUUGAAGCCAAUUCCCAGUUAGCUAGGGGAUUCCUUUUUUUUUUUUUUCUUUC